GGCGGCCGGGCCGGCAUCGCCGCCGCGUCCCUCCGCUAGAGGAGGGGACCAAGCCAAUUCUCUUUUUGCAGGAAAAGAAAAAAAAAAGAUUAACAUAAAUUGCAUGUAUAUAUUAUUAGCAUAAUAUAUACAUCUGAUUUUAUUUUUUUAAAAAGUUUAUUUUGCUCCAUUUUUGAAAAAGAGGGAGCGUGGGUGGCAGGCGGUUUUUAUAAAUUACCCUUAUUUUCUGUUAUUUGUCCCUGUCCUUCCCCACCCCCUGCUGAAGCGAAAAUAAGGGCAGGGACCGCGGCUCCCACCGCGCUACAAACCCCUUACCCAUCCCACCCCGGCCCCAACGCCCGGUACAGUGCCCUGCACACAGUAGGCGCUCAAUAAAUGUUCGUGGAUGAUGAUGAUGAUGAUGAUGAAAAAAAUGCAGCAUCAACGGCAGCAUCAAGCGGACCACGCGAACGAGGUAAACUAUGCAAGAGGCACCAGACUCCCUCUUUCUGGUGAAGGACCAACUUCUCAACCGAAUAGCUCCAAGCAAACUGUCCUGUCUUGGCAAGCUGCAAUCGAUGCUGCUAGACAGGCCAAGGCUGCCCAGACUAUGAGUACCUCCGCACCCCCACCUGUAGGAUCUCUCUCCCAAAGAAAACGUCAGCAAUACGCCAAGAGCAAAAAACAGGGUAACUCGUCUAACAGCCGACCUGCCCGCGCCCUUUUCUGUUUAUCACUGAAUAACCCCAUCCGAAGAGCCUGCAUUAGUAUAGUGGAAUGGAAACCAUUUGACAUAUUUAUAUUAUUGGCUAUUUUUGCCAAUUGUGUGGCCUUAGCUAUAUACAUCCCAUUCCCUGAAGAUGAUUCUAAUUCAACAAAUCAUAACUUGGAAAAAGUAGAAUAUGCCUUCCUGAUUAUUUUUACAGUCGAGACAUUUUUGAAGAUUAUAGCGUAUGGAUUGUUGCUGCAUCCUAAUGCUUAUGUCAGGAAUGGAUGGAAUUUGCUGGAUUUUGUUAUAGUGAUUGUAGGAUUGUUUAGUGUAAUUUUGGAACAAUUAACCAAAGAAACAGAAGGCGGAAACCACUCCAGUGGCAAAUCAGGAGGCUUUGAUGUCAAAGCGCUCCGUGCCUUUCGAGUGUUACGACCACUUCGACUAGUAUCAGGAGUGCCCAGUUUACAAGUUGUUCUGAACUCCAUUAUAAAAGCCAUGGUUCCCCUCCUUCACAUAGCCCUUUUGGUAUUAUUUGUAAUCAUAAUCUAUGCUAUUAUAGGAUUGGAACUUUUUAUUGGAAAAAUGCACAAAACAUGUUUUUUUGCUGACUCAGAUAUUGUAGCUGAAGAGGACCCAGCUCCGUGUGCGUUCUCAGGGAAUGGACGCCAGUGUACUGCCAAUGGCACAGAAUGUAGGAGUGGCUGGGUUGGCCCAAAUGGAGGCAUCACCAACUUUGAUAACUUUGCCUUUGCCAUGCUCACUGUGUUUCAGUGCAUCACCAUGGAGGGCUGGACAGAUGUGCUCUACUGGAUGAAUGAUGCUAUGGGAUUUGAAUUGCCCUGGGUGUAUUUUGUCAGUCUCGUCAUCUUUGGGUCAUUUUUCGUACUAAAUCUUGUACUUGGUGUAUUGAGCGGAGAAUUCUCCAAGGAAAGAGAGAAAGCAAAAGCCCGGGGAGAUUUCCAGAAGCUUCGAGAGAAGCAGCAACUGGAAGAGGAUCUUAAGGGCUACUUGGACUGGAUCACCCAGGCAGAGGACAUCGAUCCGGAGAAUGAGGAGGAGGGAGGAGAGGAAGGAAAAAGAAAUACUAGCAUGCCUACCAGUGAGACUGAAUCUGUGAACACCGAGAAUGUAAGUGGUGAAGGCGAGGCGCAGGGCUGCUGUGGAAGUCUCUGUCAAGCCAUCUCAAAAUCUAAACUCAGCCGACGCUGGCGUCGCUGGAACCGAUUCAAUCGCAGAAGAUGUAGGGCUGCUGUGAAGUCUGUCACAUUUUACUGGCUAGUUAUUGUCCUGGUGUUUCUCAACACUUUAACCAUCUCCUCUGAGCACUACAAUCAGCCGGACUGGUUGACACAGAUUCAAGAUAUUGCUAACAAAGUCCUCUUGGCUCUGUUCACCUGUGAGAUGCUGGUGAAAAUGUACAGUCUGGGUCUCCAAGCAUAUUUUGUCUCUCUUUUCAACCGGUUUGAUUGCUUUGUGGUAUGUGGUGGGAUUACUGAGACCAUCUUGGUGGAGCUGGAGAUCAUGUCUCCACUGGGGAUCUCUGUGUUCCGGUGUGUACGCCUCUUAAGAAUCUUCAAAGUGACCAGGCACUGGACUUCCCUGAGCAACUUGGUGGCAUCCUUGUUAAACUCCAUGAAGUCCAUCGCUUCACUAUUGCUUCUGCUUUUCCUCUUCAUUAUCAUCUUUUCCUUACUUGGGAUGCAGCUAUUUGGUGGCAAGUUUAAUUUUGACGAAACGCAGACUAAGCGAAGCACCUUCGACAACUUUCCUCAAGCAUUGCUGACAGUAUUUCAGAUUCUGACAGGUGAAGACUGGAAUGCCGUGAUGUAUGAUGGCAUCAUGGCUUAUGGAGGCCCCUCCUCCUCAGGAAUGAUCGUCUGCAUCUACUUCAUCAUCCUCUUCAUUUGCGGCAACUAUAUUCUACUGAAUGUCUUCUUGGCCAUCGCUGUUGAUAAUUUGGCUGAUGCUGAAAGUUUGAAUACUGCUCAGAAGGAGGAAGCUGAAGAAAAGGAAAGAAAAAAGAUUGCAAGAAAAGAGAGUCUAGAAAAUAAAAAGAACAACAAACCAGAAGUCAACCAGGUAGCCAACAGUGACAACAAGGUUACAAUUGAUGACUAUCGAGAAGAGGAUGAAGACAAAGAUCCUUACCCACCUUGUGAUGUGCCAGUAGGUGAAGAGGAAGAGGAGGAAGAAGAGGAUGAACCCGAGGUUCCUGCUGGUCCCCGUCCUCGCAGAAUCUCAGAGUUGAACAUGAAGGAGAAAAUUGCUCCCAUCCCUGAAGGAAGCGCUUUCUUCAUUCUUAGCAAGACCAACCCGAUCCGAGUAGGCUGCCACAAGCUCAUCAACCACCAUAUCUUCACCAACCUCAUCCUCGUUUUCAUUAUGCUGAGCAGUGCCGCCCUUGCUGCCGAGGACCCCAUUCGCAGUCACUCCUUCCGGAACACUAUACUGGGUUACUUUGACUAUGCUUUCACAGCCAUCUUUACUGUUGAAAUCCUGUUAAAGAUGACAACUUUUGGAGCAUUCCUGCACAAAGGGGCUUUCUGCAGGAACUACUUCAAUUUGUUGGAUAUGCUGGUUGUUGGGGUAUCUCUGGUGUCAUUUGGGAUUCAAUCCAGUGCCAUCUCCGUUGUGAAGAUUCUGAGGGUUUUAAGGGUCCUGAGGCCUCUCAGAGCAAUCAACAGAGCCAAAGGACUUAAGCAUGUUGUUCAAUGUGUCUUCGUGGCCAUCCGGACCAUUGGCAACAUCAUGAUUGUUACCACCCUGCUCCAGUUCAUGUUUGCCUGCAUUGGGGUCCAGUUGUUCAAGGGCAAAUUCUAUCGCUGCACAGAUGAAGCCAAAAGUAACCCUGAAGAAUGCAGGGGGCUUUUCAUCCUCUACAAGGAUGGAGACGUUGAUAGCCCUGUGGUCCGUGAGAGGAUCUGGCAAAACAGUGACUUCAACUUCGACAAUGUCCUUUCUGCCAUGAUGGCGCUCUUCACAGUUUCCACGUUUGAGGGCUGGCCUGCGUUGCUGUAUAAAGCCAUCGACUCCAACGGAGAGAAUGUUGGCCCAGUCUACAACUACCGCGUGGAGAUCUCCAUCUUCUUUAUCAUCUACAUCAUCAUUGUUGCUUUCUUCAUGAUGAACAUUUUUGUGGGCUUUGUCAUCGUUACAUUUCAAGAGCAGGGAGAAAAAGAGUAUAAGAACUGUGAGCUGGAUAAAAAUCAGCGUCAGUGUGUCGAAUACGCCUUGAAAGCACGUCCCUUGAGGAGAUACAUCCCCAAAAACCCCUACCAGUACAAAUUCUGGUACGUGGUGAACUCUUCGCCUUUCGAAUACAUGAUGUUUGUCCUCAUCAUGCUCAACACACUCUGCUUGGCCAUGCAGCACUACGAGCAGUCCAAGAUGUUCAACGAUGCCAUGGACAUUCUGAACAUGGUCUUCACUGGGGUGUUCACUGUUGAGAUGGUUUUGAAAGUCAUUGCAUUUAAGCCUAAGGGGUAUUUUAGUGACGCCUGGAACACGUUUGACUCCCUCAUCGUAAUCGGCAGCAUUAUAGACGUGGCCCUCAGCGAAGCAGACCCAACUGAAAGUGAAAAUGUCCCUGUCCCAACUGCUACACCUGGGAACUCUGAAGAGAGCAAUAGAAUCUCCAUCACCUUUUUCCGUCUUUUCCGAGUGAUGCGAUUGGUGAAGCUUCUCAGCAGGGGGGAAGGUAUCCGGACUUUGCUGUGGACAUUCAUUAAGUCCUUUCAGGCACUCCCUUAUGUCGCCCUCCUCAUUGCCAUGCUCUUCUUCAUAUAUGCAGUCAUCGGCAUGCAGAUGUUUGGAAAAGUUGCCAUGAGAGAUAACAACCAGAUCAAUAGGAACAACAACUUCCAGACGUUUCCCCAGGCAGUGUUGCUGCUCUUCAGGUGUGCAACAGGUGAGGCCUGGCAGGAGAUCAUGCUAGCCUGCCUCCCAGGAAAGCUCUGUGAUCCUGAGUCAGAUUACAACCCUGGAGAGGAAUACACAUGUGGGAGCAACUUUGCCAUUGUUUAUUUCAUCAGCUUUUACAUGCUCUGUGCAUUUCUGAUCAUCAAUCUGUUUGUGGCUGUCAUCAUGGACAAUUUUGAUUAUCUGACCCGGGAUUGGUCUAUUUUGGGGCCUCACCAUUUAGACGAAUUCAAACGAAUAUGGUCAGAAUAUGAUCCUGAGGCAAAGGGAAGAAUAAAACACCUCGACGUGGUCACUUUGCUCCGACGUAUCCAGCCUCCUCUGGGAUUUGGGAAAUUGUGCCCACACAGAGUAGCAUGCAAGAGAUUGGUUGCCAUGAACAUGCCUCUCAAUAGUGAUGGGACUGUCAUGUUUAAUGCAACCUUAUUUGCUUUGGUCCGAACAGCUCUCAAGAUCAAGACUGAAGGGAACCUGGAACAAGCUAAUGAAGAACUUCGAGCGGUGAUAAAGAAAAUCUGGAAGAAAACCAGCAUGAAACUACUUGACCAAGUUGUCCCUCCAGCUGGUGAUGAUGAGGUAACCGUGGGGAAGUUCUAUGCCACUUUCCUGAUACAGGACUACUUUAGGAAAUUCAAGAAACGGAAAGAACAAGGAUUGGUGGGAAAGUACCCUGCGAAGAACACCACAAUUGCCCUACAGGCGGGAUUAAGGACAUUGCACGACAUUGGGCCAGAAAUCCGGCGUGCUAUAUCCUGUGAUUUGCAAGAUGAUGAGCCAGAAGAAACAAAACGAGAAGAAGAAGAUGUAUUCAAAAGAAAUGGUGCCCUGCUUGGAAACCAUGUCAAUCAUGUUAAUAGUGAUAGGAGAGAUUCCCUUCAGCAGACCAAUACCACCCACCGUCCCCUGCAUGUCCAAAGGCCUUCAAUUCCACCUGCAAGUGAUACUGAGAAACCGCUGUUUCCUCCAGCAGGAAAUUCGGUGUGUCAUAACCAUCAUAACCAUAAUUCCAUAGGAAAGCAAGUUCCCACUUCAACAAAUGCCAAUCUCAAUAAUGCCAAUAUGUCCAAAGCUGCCCAUGGAAAACGGCCCAGCAUUGGAAAUCUUGAGCAUGUGUCUGAAAAUGGGCAUCAUUCCUCCCAUCAGCAUGAUCGGGAGUCUCAAAGAAGGUCCAGUAUUAAAAGAACCCGCUAUUAUGAAACUUACAUUAGGUCUGACUCAGGAGAUGAGCAGCUCCCAACGAUCUGCCGGGAAGACCCCGAGAUCCAUGGCUACUUCAGGGACCCCCGCUGCUUGGGGGAGCAGGAGUAUUUCAGUAGUGAGGAGUACUGUGAAGAUGACAGCUCUCCUACCUGGAGCAGGCAAAACUACAGCUACUACAACAGGUACCAAGGCAGCACCAUGGACUUUGAGAGGCCCCGAGGCUACCAUCACCCCCAAGGCUUCUUGGAUGAUGAUGACUUUCCCAUUGGCUAUGACUCACGGAGAUCUCCAAGGCGACGCCUACUACCUCCCACCCCGACAUCCCAUCGGAGAUCCUCCUUCAACUUCGAGUGCCUGCGCAGACAGAGCAGCCAGGAGGAUGUUCCGCUGUCACCUGCGCUCCCCCACCGUGCCGCUCUGCCUCUGCACCUGAUGCAGCAGCAGAUCAUGGCAGUUGCAGGCCUUGAUUCCAGUAAAGCCCAGAAGUACUCACCAAGCCACUCAACCCGGUCAUGGGUCACCCCUCCCGCAACCCCGCCAUACCAGGACUGGACCCCGUGCUACACACCCUUGAUUCAGGUGGAUCGGUCAGAGUCACUGGACCAGGUCAAUGGCAGCCUGCCGUCCCUGCACCGCAGCUCCUGGUACACAGAUGAGCCAGACAUCUCCUAUCGGACUUUCACUCCAGCCAGCCUGACUGUCCCCAGCAGCUUCAGAAACAAAAACAGUGACAAGCAGAGGAGCGCAGACAGCUUGGUGGAGGCAGUCCUGAUAUCAGAAGGCUUGGGACGCUACGCAAGGGACCCAAAAUUUGUGUCAGCCACAAAACAUGAAAUCGCCGAUGCCUGUGACCUAACCAUCGAUGAGAUGGAGAGUGCUGCCAGCACGUUGCUCAAUGGGAAUGUGUGUCCUCGAGCCAACGGGGACGCGGGCCCUGGCGCACAUCGGCAGGACUACGAACUCCAGGACUUUGGUCCCGGCUACAGUGAUGAGGAGCCAGAGCCCAGGCAAGAAGAGGAGGACCUGGCAGAUGAAAUGAUCUGCAUCACCUCCUUGUAGCC
This is a messenger RNA of Dipodomys ordii (Ord's kangaroo rat), 6870 nucleotides long. RefSeq names its product calcium channel, voltage-dependent, L type, alpha 1D subunit (gene Cacna1d). The transcript is spliced from 48 exons. Gene Ontology annotation, molecular function: high voltage-gated calcium channel activity. Lineage: Eukaryota; Metazoa; Chordata; Mammalia; Rodentia; Heteromyidae. The record is from RefSeq and is a predicted model, not a curated record. Bases 386 to 6868 code for a protein of 2160 amino acids. Gene Ontology annotation, biological process: calcium ion import across plasma membrane. Gene Ontology annotation, cellular component: voltage-gated calcium channel complex; membrane.